Messenger RNA from Adineta steineri, 1290 nucleotides. The record is from the annotation of a GenBank genome assembly. NCBI's taxonomy places the organism in Eukaryota, Metazoa, Rotifera, Eurotatoria, Adinetida, Adinetidae.
AUGAAUGUUACAACAACUAUUGAGCUUGAUAAAGGUGAACCUGAUACAAGUAUGAUACCCUAUGAUCUUGUUAUAAAAGCUACGGAAGAGAUAUUUGCUGAUGAAAACGGUAGGAAUCAAGGAACCUAUUGGGGUUAUCCAUGUUAUGCAGGCAAUAUAGAAUUUCGUCAACAUAUAGCAGAUUUCUUGCGUCAGACAUGUUCAGUUUCUACACUGACCUUUGAAAAUAUCUUUAUUACAAAUGGUGUUUCAGCCAUACUUGAUCAGUUAUGUACAAUGUUUUUAAGAGCCGGUGAUACUGUACUUGUUGAAUGUCCAACAUAUUUAUAUACAUUAGAUCUUUUUCGUGAUCAUCAUGUACACAUUGUAUCGUGUUCAACUGAUGAAGAUGGACUUAUAUUAGAUUCAACAUUUGUAACGGAUAUAUUAGAACGAAAAAAACCUAAAAUGAUUUAUCUAAUACCAACAUUUCAAAAUCCUGCUGGCUUCACAAUGUCACAUGAACGUCGUGAACAACUUGUGAAAUUAAGUGUAAAAUAUAAUUUUAUAAUUGUAGCUGAUGAAGUAUAUCAUCUUCUAAAUUAUGAUAAAAACGAUCACCCAAAAACAUUUGCUAGUUAUCAUAAUGAAAGAACAGUUAUUGCACUUCAUUCAUUUUCAAAGGUUCUUCCACCAUCCUUACGCUUAGGUUUUGCAUGUGCACAUCAAGAACUUGUUCAUGCAAUGAGUCAAUAUGGAAUGAUAGAGAGUGGUGGUGGUGCAAGUCCUUUUGUUUCUGGAAUUGUUGAUCGAAUUUUAGAACAAGGUUUAUUAAAAAAAUUUCUUGAUGAAAAAUUAUGCGUCGAAUAUAGUAAACGAAUGCAAGUAUUACACGAUGAAUUAAUGAAAACAUUUAGUAAUGAAAAUAUUACUUGUCGACAACCAUCCGGUGGUUAUUUUCUUUGGGUAAAAUUCAAUGAUACAACAGUUGAUUGUGAUCAACUUCUAGUUAUUGCACAAAAACAUGGAGUUAAAUUUCAACCUGGACGAUUAUUUGCUCAUAGUACAAAAGCUAAAGCAGAAUUAGUUAAUUAUCUUCGUCUGUCGAUUUCUAUUACUGAUUGUGAUGGAUUAAAGGAAGCUUGUAAAGAAGAUGAAACAGCACUACGUAUUUUUUCUGAUCCUCAUAGAAAAAUUUUGCAACGUGGUGGAACCGAAGGUCUUAUUAUAGCUGUUCUGAAAUCAUUAGGACCAUUGAAUUACCUAUAUAUUUGGCAUGAUAAUAGUGGUCAACGUGAUAAAACAUCAUGA